GCGACGGACGAGUGCACCAGGCGCUGACCAUUCAGCCAUAUGGGCUAUGUACGACUGAUGGAAUACACGGCGCACGAACCAAGCAGACAAAGCCCGGCCAAACUGCCGCCGUCAGCCCCGUCUUCCCGCCAUGGCCAUUACCGGCGGUCGCUGCCGGUCCGAAGUGCCUGCAUUCGUACGAUUGUCUGUGAAUGGGUAAUCCUCUCCGUAUCCCGCACCUGGGAAGUCCCAACCCCGGGCAACCGAGACUCUGGAACCCCGCCCAACACUGGCUUGACGGGAACGAGAAGCAAGGGGCUGACCUGCCCGAGAUGUUCCGCAACCUGGCUGGGAGUAACCUUGCUGGGAACAGUCGCAGUAGGUCAGUCGUCGCACGGGCUCCGUAGCCGCAUGGUCAACGAAUUGGUUGGGGAGGUGGUAAUCGUGUAGAUACCCGCACACAAUUAUCCGCCGAUCGCUCGAUGAGCCUCUUGGUACAUAGUGUAGUCGUCGGUUUAGACUUUGGGCAACAUGAGGCGAAAGCAGGGAGAUUCAGGGC
Messenger RNA from Neurospora hispaniola, 538 nucleotides. RefSeq lists its product as uncharacterized. The record is from RefSeq and is a predicted model, not a curated record. NCBI's taxonomy places the organism in Eukaryota, Fungi, Ascomycota, Sordariomycetes, Sordariales, Sordariaceae. The transcript has a single exon. Bases 40 to 429 code for a protein of 129 amino acids.